AUGCCAGAUAACUCGGACACAAUCUCAGCAAGACGCACCACUCCAGUCUCAUCUAGCCUGUCGGUCUCUGAUGUUGGCAGCACUGGCCAAGCUAUCCCUGACGCAUCGCACCCCGGCAGUGGCUACUGGGAGGAGGACGCCCCCGCAGAUGACGCGACGACGACAUUGACAGGAGGUGCCGGUACUCUGACCUCUGCAGCUGUCGUCACAGCCGACAGUAGUGGCGGUGGUACUGAGAGCGACAGCAGGGGAACCACCACUAGCAGUGCUGCCAAUGCGACAGGCGAGGAGCAGCCCCUCACUGGUGGUGGCUCUGCCAGUACUGCCAACACUAAGCCACCAUUCUCCUACAGGAUGCUCAUUGCUAUGGCCAUAAUACAGUCACCGCACAGGAGACUGACGCUGUGGGAAAUCUUCACCUACCUCGUGAGCCGCUUCCCCUACUUCAGACGCAACAAGAAGAUCUGGCAGAACUCGAUACGCUGCUGCCUGUGGUCUGGCAAGUGCUUCGUCAAAGUGCGACGGGAGCGUGGCGACGCCAGUGGCAAGUACUGCAACUACUGGACGCUCGACCCGCAGUGUGGCGAGAUGUUCGAGAAUGGGAAAUUCUGCUGCCGGCACGUGAAGAGACCGACCUGCAGGGGUCUCGCGGUGGCGGUGCCCACGCAUCCGCACCUCGGCCGGCGCGAACACCGCCGCCGGCAACACCACACGCCCUACACGAGCCCGGCGGAAUACCGGCAGCUGCCGGAGACCGCGGGCGGCGCUGCCGUAGGCGGCCCCGAGACGCGACCGUCCUAUCCGCUCUGCACCAGCACGGCCACCUCGACCCCGGCCGGCUCGUCGGUUUCUGAGGUCGGCGGCACCGGACGGGCUGCCCUCGACUCGUCACACUCUGGCUCUGGCUGUGGCCGACGGGGCGGUGAGACCUGGACGUGGGACGAGACGAAACUGGCAGAAGCCACCACUGUUCCAACCUCUGCAUCUGGCCGCACCGCCGUCAGUGACGGCUAUGGAGGAACCGCCACAGGCAGUGCUACUGGUGGGGUGGAUGAAGAGCUGCUUUUCGGCGAUGCCGGCUCUGCCCGUACAGUCGACACCAAGCCGCCAAUCUGCUACGCGAAGCUCAUCGCUAUGGCCAUAGCGGAUUCACCGCAGAGGAGGGCGACUGUGACUGAGAUUUACGCCUACAUCGUGGGCCACUUCCCCUACUACGAGCGCAACAAGAAGGUCUGGCAAAAAUCGAUCCGCAACAUCCUGUCGCUCGGCAAGUACUUCGUCAAAGUGCCGCGGGAGGACGGCAACCGCAAAGACAAGUGCUGCUGCUUCUGGAUGCUCAACUGGAAAUACAAGGACAGGUUCGCGAGUGCCAACUUCCGCUGGAAACAGUCCACGAAGCGGCCACUCCGCGGGGGCCCGAAGGUGAUCACUGCAUCUUUAGCGCCCUGCAAGAAAACUGUCACCUCGCUGCACUGCGCCAGCACUGCCACCCCAACCUCCACAACCGUGUCAGUCUCCAGUGUUGGGAACCCUGGAAAGGACACCCCCAAUUCGUCCCACCCUCGCAGUGACCGCAGUUGGGACUUCUCGGCAUCAGACGCAACAUCAUCUGUGAGCGACACUCCAACUGCAACUGUGUCCGGUGGCAGAGACGACUGUACCAACAGUGGGGGAACCACCGUGUGCAGUGCUGCCGGCGGAGCAACCGAAGAGCAGCGCCGUGGCGAUGCCGGCUCAGCCAGUACUGCCAACACGAAGCCACCAUUCUGCUAUGUGAUGCUUGCUGCUAUGGCCAUAGCACAUUCACCACACAGGAGGGCGACGCAGUCGGAUAUCUGCGCCUACAUCGAGAACCGUUUCCCGUACUUCAAUCGCAAGAAGAAGGUCUGGCGCAGCUCGGUCCGGGCGUACCUGUCGCUCGGCAAGUACUUCGUCAAAGUGCCGCGGGAGGACGGUGAUCGCGGGGAGCACUACUGGACGCUCGACCCGCAGUACGAGGACGUGUUCAACUACGGCAGCUUCCGCGACUACCCGUGCGUGAAGCGGACGUUCUGCAGGCAGUGCGAGAAGCAGCCGUUUCUCGGGCCCUGGGAGCGGUGACACCUCUGAGAGAGCCCGACGGCACCGCCAGCGCCACCCGCCACCUCCAAAUCGCGCAGCGCAGCCCCACCGUGUCGGAGCACCUCGAGCUGCCGGCUGCUGCCGAGAGGUUGCAGUGCGGUCCCACGCCUCUCUCGACUGCCGUCACCGCCUGCCCGUACUGUGCCAGGUACGAGCACAGGUCUACUCAAAUUUCUGACGGGUACAACAGUGCUCCAUUUGAAGAAAGUAAUCAUGAUGUGCUGAUGGAGCAGGAGGAGAAAACACAGUUCAUCAGUUGUAGUCUUCGAACACAAGAAAUUGUGUCACAAGAGAAUAAUUCGUUCUGCAGUGCAGAUAGCGUGGGUGCGAUGGACCGGAACUUUUCUGUCUUGACCUGUAGUUCGUGCAUACAGAGCUUUACAUCAGAAUACAGCCUCAUAAUGCAUGUGUUCAUUCAUAUUGAUACUGUAGAACUACAAUCACAUGCUUAUACACUCCUGGAAAUUGAAAUAAGAACACCGUGAAUUCAUUGUCCCAGGAAGGGGAAACUUUAUUGACACAUUCCUGGGGUCAGAUACAUCACAUGAUCACACUGACAGACCCACAGGCACAUAGACACAGGCAACAGAGCAUGGACAAUGUCGGCACUAGUACAGUGUAUAUCCACCUUUCGCAGCAAUGCAGGCUGCUAUUCUCCCAUGGAGGCGAUCGUAGAGAUGCUGGAUGUAGUCCUGUGGAACGGCUUACCAUGCCAUUUCCACCUGGCGCCUUAGUUGGACCAGCGUUCGUGCUGGACGUGCAGACCGCGUGAGACGACGCUUCAUCCAGUCCCAAACAUGCUCAAUGGGGGACAGAUCCGGAGAUCUUGCUGGCCAGGGUAGUUGACUUACACCUUCUAGAGCACGUUGGGUGGCACGGGAUACAUGCGCACGUUCAUUGUCCUGUUGGAACAGCAAGUUCCCUUGUCAGUCUAGGAAUGGUAGAACGAUGGGUUCGAUGACGGUUUGGAUGUACCGUGCACUAUUCAGUGUCCCCUCGACGAUCACCAGUGGUGUACAGCCAGUGUAGGAGAUCGCUCCCCACACCAUGAUGCCGGAUGUUGGCCCUGUGUGCCUCGGUCGUAUGCAGUCCUGAUUGUGGCGCUCACCUGCACGGCGCCAAACACGCAUACGACCAUCAUUGGCACCAAGGCAGAAGCGACUCAUUGCUGA
Messenger RNA from Schistocerca serialis cubense, 3293 nucleotides. RefSeq lists its product as uncharacterized. The coding region runs from base 1 to 2100 and encodes 699 amino acids. NCBI's taxonomy places the organism in Eukaryota, Metazoa, Arthropoda, Insecta, Orthoptera, Acrididae. The transcript is spliced from 11 exons. Gene Ontology annotation, molecular function: DNA-binding transcription factor activity, RNA polymerase II-specific; RNA polymerase II cis-regulatory region sequence-specific DNA binding. The record is from RefSeq and is a predicted model, not a curated record. Gene Ontology annotation, biological process: regulation of transcription by RNA polymerase II; anatomical structure morphogenesis; cell differentiation.